AUGGACUGUGCCCUUCCCCCCAGCCCGGCUGCGCGGCAGGUGCCGCUGCUGGGUGAGGAGCAGCAGAAGCACUCGAGGUGCUCAGGGCACCAGCACCAUCCCCAGGAGCACAGCCCCAGCUCCCUGGGCCAGGGGCACCAGAGCAGCCGCUUGGAGCCCCUGGAAUGCCGGGAUCUGCUGGUCCAGAACGCGCUGUUUGUGGGGGACCUGGAGAUGGUGCAGAAAUACUUCACCAGGAGCGCAGCUGUCAACCUCAUCAUCGAGACCAGGGGUGAGGAGCUGCGCUGGACGAGCAGGAAGCGUGGCCUGUCCCUUCGUGCCAUGGACUGUGCCCUUCCCCCCAGCCCGGCUGCGCGGCAGGUGCUGCUGCUGGGUGAGGAGCAGCAGAAGCACUCGAGGUGCUCAGGGCACCAGCACCAUCCCCAGGAGCACAGCCCCAGCUCCCUGGGCCGGGGGCACCAGAGCAGCCGCUUGGAGCCCCUGGAAUGCCGGGAUCUGCUGGUCCAGAACGCGCUGUUUGUGGGGGACCUGGAGAUGGUGCAGAAAUACUUCACCAGGAGCGCAGCUGUCAACCUCAUCAUCGAGACCAGGGGUGAGGAGCUGCGCUGGACGAGCAGGAAGCGUGGACUGUGGUCUCUGAGUUACGAGCAGGAGCUCACCACGCCGCUGCUGAUCACGGCCAGCCGGGGCUACACCGAGUGCCUGCGGCUGCUGCUGCUGCGCGGGGCGGACCCGGAGCUGGCCCCGGGCGGCCGCUCGGCCCUGCACCAGGCCUGUGCCGCCGCCCGGCCCGCCUGCGCCCGCCUGCUGCUCGCCUUCGGGGCGGACCCCCAGGCUGGCUCCGAGGACGGCUACAAGCCCCUGCAUCUCUGCAAGAGCCCGGACUCCUUCGAGUGUGUGGAGCAGCUGCUGCAGCACGGAGCCAGCGUGAACAGCCGGACGGAGGAGGAGGGUGACACCGCCCUGCACAUCGCGGCGCGGCACGGAGCGCUGCACAACAUCCUGCAGGCAGCUGCCUACAAGCUGGAGCAGCACCCCGAGCUGGUAGUGCGAGCCCUGCUCAACCACGGCGCCGUCCGCAUCUGGCCCGGAGCGCUCCUGAAGGUGCUGCGGUGCUGCCACUCCUGCCCCCGCCUCAUCGAGGCCCUGAUCAACAGCUAUGACCGCGUGCGCGUCUCUGCCGACUGGGUGGGAGCGGUGCCAGCAGAGGUGGUGCAGAAAUACCCACGUUUCUACCAAUCCCUCUUCUCCCUGGAGCACAGACCUCGCUCCUUGCAGCACCUGGCCCGCUGCACGCUCAGGACCUUCCUGGAGGGACGGUUGCUUCUGGUCCUGCCUCAGCUGCACCUGCCAAGUGCCCUGCAUCGCUUCCUGCUGCUCGACUUCGAGGAUGUUCUCUACUGA
Molecule: messenger RNA, 1404 nt
Organism: Chaetura pelagica (chimney swift)
Lineage: Eukaryota; Metazoa; Chordata; Aves; Apodiformes; Apodidae
Gene: ASB10
Product: ankyrin repeat and SOCS box containing 10
Exons: 7
Coding region: 1-1404 (467 amino acids)
Biological process (GO): intracellular signal transduction
Molecular function (GO): protein binding
Source: RefSeq, a predicted model, not a curated record